UAAAUAUUCAGUGAAUCUCUUAGAACAUCUCACUUCAAUUGCGAUUCAUAUUACAAAUAUGAGCUAACAUAGGGAAUUUAUGAGACUUGAACAAACAACAUCUUGACUUGAACAGACAAGCUCAAGGUCUUUGCUUGAAAGAGCAGAAGAUGGAGAAUCAAACAAGCAUAAAUAUAGACUGCCAUGGAUACGAAGAAAACACGGCUACAACAAUCCUUCCAUUCAAGUUUCCGAUAUAUCAAAGAAAUCAGUGCACUAUUUUUGAUCAAGAAGAAGAGAAUGAAUCUUAUUCAUUGGAGAAUAUCAUAUUCUAUAUUCUUCACUUUCCGCUUUGUAUCACAACAAUACUGCUUAACGUUAUAGCGAUAAAUCUGGUGAGGAACAUAAGAGGGCCUGUAAAAGCUACAAACAAACUCUUCCUGAAUCUAGCCGUCGCAAAUAUUGCAACAUCAAUUUUGAGUCUAAUCCGAGAGAUCGUAUAUGGAUUUAUCAUGAAUCAAAAAAUGGGAAAAUAUGAUUGGCUCAUUACAUUCUGGGUGCUGGAUGUACCCUGGGCAAUGGCCUACUUUGUUGCAGUUCUCUCAUUGGUUGGAAUAGCCUUAGUACGAUACAUCGCUGUACUUCACCCGCUAAAACGCUUAUUUUUGCUAACACGCUCACAUAUACAUAAGUAUAUAUUGAUGAGCUGGAUUGUUUCAAUCACUACCGUUUCUACAAUUAGCGCUCUUUUUAGGACGUUUCCGAAACGCUCAAUAUUUGGAAUAUACUGUCGGGCAUUUGCAUUGCCUUUGCUGCAUAUCAUUUGUUAUAUAACUUCAAUAGGGC
Molecule: messenger RNA, 825 nt
Organism: Owenia fusiformis
Lineage: Eukaryota; Metazoa; Annelida; Polychaeta; Sabellida; Oweniidae
Source: the annotation of a GenBank genome assembly